This is a messenger RNA of Rhopalosiphum maidis (corn leaf aphid), 5746 nucleotides long. RefSeq names its product ADAMTS-like protein 1 (gene nolo). The coding region runs from base 353 to 3838 and encodes 1161 amino acids. Gene Ontology annotation, molecular function: metalloendopeptidase activity. Gene Ontology annotation, cellular component: extracellular matrix. The record is from RefSeq and is a predicted model, not a curated record. Gene Ontology annotation, biological process: extracellular matrix organization. NCBI's taxonomy places the organism in Eukaryota, Metazoa, Arthropoda, Insecta, Hemiptera, Aphididae. The transcript is spliced from 26 exons.
AUAAUACGAUAAUAACAUUACGGCAUAUACGAGGAUACCGCGGCCGGCGACGAUAAAACACCGCUCGUGACGCGGUUUCUUCGUUUUUACGCUUUUUCGUAAUUUUAUUCGUGUGUGCGUCCCGCUCCUGCGGCCGACCGUCACCGGGAGAAGUUAACGUGCCCACCACGUGGACGCCGCGAAGCGCCCGCCAAAUCAUCGUCACGUCUAAGUUUGCUUCGUGAUAUGAUUGCGUUGGAAAAUCCCGGAUGAUCGAACCGUCGCUCGCUGUACAAUAAAUCCCACAAAAUAAACGUCUACUCGAUAGAGCAGUGUCCUCGAAUAACGGUGCGACGACGACGACGACAGCGACAUGGUGUGCGCCACGCGAGAUUUCAACGCGUUAAUCAUAACUCUCAUGUUAAUACUAUCGACGGUCAGAGCUUGGAACUCUGCAAACUCGAACACAUCUUAUAUGGACGACUAUGAAAACUCGUGGUCACCCUGGUCCGAGUGGUCGUCUUGUUCGAGAACGUGCGAUGGUGGAGCCACUUAUCAACUACGAAGGUGCAAUGCAGUAGUUGGCUGUAAAGGUCACCACGUCAGAUACAAAAUCUGCAACAUGGAGCCGUGUCCCGACGGAUUGGAUUUCCGAGCAGUGCAGUGCUCAGCUUACAACGACCAGCCGUACGAUGGCGAGACUGUAGAAUGGCACCCUUAUUACGACGAGGAAAGCCCUUGCACGCUGAUGUGCGUCGACUCCAAGGGCCGAGUGGAAGAAAUGGCCCCGAGGGUGCGAGAUGGCACCAGGUGCAGGUUGGGAUCAUUGGACAUGUGUAUCGACGGCGUGUGUCAAAGAGUCGGCUGUAAUUUAGAAAUCGGAUCAAAGGCCAGCGUAGACGAGUGUGGAGUCUGCGGCGGAGACGGUACGUCGUGUUCCAAGGAUUUACACCGCUGGGGAAAAAUAGGCACGGGCUGUUCGGUGUCUUGCGGUGGAGGGUACGAAAUGUCUAGGAUAAUCUGUCAGAACCGAGACACGGGCGUUGAAGUGGAUGCUGAUCUGUGUCCUGGCGAAAGGCCAAAUGGCAGCGAUUUAUCUGUGGAGUGUAACAGCCAACCAUGUCCUCCCAAGUGGGUGGCUGACGACAAUUGGAGUCCCUGUAGCAAAACAUGUGGAGGCGGAAUAAGGGUACGACACGUUUAUUGUGUGGAAGAAACAAAUGGCACUAGAACAAAGGUAUGGCAUCACAUGUGCCAUGGACACAAGCCUAAAAUACAGGAACAGUGCAAUAUUCAACCAUGUUAUUCUGAAUGGUCAACAGGUGAAUGGUCUAAAUGUUCGGCAACUUGUGGCGAUGGACUGCAGAUCAGGAAUAUCACUUGCAAACCUAAACAAAAAUACCUGACUUGCGACCCAAUGACUGAGCCCAGGCGAACCAAGACUUGUUCUGCAAACUUGCCGUGUUACCACGAAAAUUUUGACGCAGACUCGGAUUUCCAAGUGUCGUCCAAAUCGAGUUUUUCACAAGCCCACGCUCAGCGGUUGGUUGGCCAACAAAAAACUUCUCCACAUACACUGUUCGUUGCCGACAAUUGGAGCCCAUGCAGUGUCACGUGCGGCGAUGGUAUCAGGACUAGGAAAGUGUAUUGCAAAGCUCAUUUAGAUUACACUCAGAUCAUGACGAAGUUAACAGACGACGCGUGUGUCGGUCCCAAACCACCGGAGGUCGAAAAAUGCUCCUCAGUGCCCUGUUCGUUGAACAAAAUAUUUGAUCAAAAUGAGAGGUCCAUUAGGGACGGAUACGCGGAUGCCAGCUCUGAUGAUUUCAAUCCACCGAAAGUCGCCCCCGGUUCGUUUGGUAAAACAUACUCUUGGAAAAGAGAGGGCUUUACGCAUUGCAGUGCUUCUUGUCUUGGAGGCGUACAAGAAUCGUUGGUGCUGUGUGAACGCGAAGAGGACAAGAAAAUCGUCUCCCCGUAUUUGUGUUCUCGAAACGAUCAGCCCGAAGUACUGACGCAGACUUGCAACGACCAACCCUGUCCACCCCGGUGGAACGUUAGCGACUUUCAGCCGUGUUCACAGAGCUGCGGAAUAGGGCUUCAGAUGCGCGAGGUCAACUGCAUACACGAGGUGACCGAAGGGAACACAGCUAUCGUGCCGAACAACAUGUGCCCACAACCACCGCCCACGGACCGGAAGCAAUGCAACAUGAUUGACUGUCCCACAGAAUGGCGGACUUCCGAAUGGUCGAAGUGUAGUAAAAAAUGUAACGGUGGCGUCAAAACCAGAGUGGUAGAGUGUGUACAGAGGAUUGCCCACGGGCACAUAAUAAACCGGCCAGACACGGAUUGCGGCACUGACAAGCCACUCGACAGUAGGUUAUGUAACCCGAACGCUUGCAGUUCGCAGGAAGCAGUUAUGGUGUCGGACGUGGCUCAGAAAUACGAACAGGCCACCACCGAGGAGGAUGUCAUGCUUAAAGUCGGUGGUGAGGCGACGGUGUACAGAGGGGUGGAAAUGAAGAUGCGGUGUCCCGUCAACAAGAGGGGAAAAAUACAGUGGUCAAAAGAUGGUCAGCCCUUACAAAAUGGCAAGAAGGUCCGGAUAUCGAAAAAAGGCAUACUCAAGAUCCGGACCACUACAUACUCUGACCGAGGGACUUAUACAUGCACGGCUGGUAAUGCCCAAGCCACAAUGAACAUCAACAUCAAACCCCAGCCGGGAGAAUUUCCUAGUUCCGAAGAAAUCGACAAGCCUUUGAACCAACAAGAUCCAGGUAUAAAUCCUUCGUAUGCAAAUCCGCAAGGGAUAGAACCGUCAUUUGACAUCAGCCACGAGCGCAUCAAAGGUGAACAAAAUCGCGAACAGAAACACAAACAGUCACGACAAAAAACUACUACUAUGCAGUCAAUCGUAACGAGCACGGCGUCUUCCGAAAAACACGUAGUGGAAACAGAGAAAAAUGCUAUAGACGUCUCCCCAAAACCCACCACUUCCGGAAGUUCACGAAACUUGCCUCACCUUCACAGUCUUCUUUUUAACCUCAAGGCUCUGUGGCCGUUUCAGGGCGUGAGCAACGCACGAGUGAAUAGAAUGUUCAUGGAAGAACCGGCAAACCCACCGGCAGAAAUCGAAACCAGCACCGAGGAAGACAUGUUCGGUAAACCCGUUUUGCUCGGCAAAGGUGACCGGAAGAGCGUGAAAUUUGAAUGGCUCAUCACGGAAUGGUCGGACUGCUCUCCGCCUUGCGGUGGCAACGGCUUUCAGAUGAGAGCGGCUCACUGCAUAGUCAAACUGAACAACAUGACGCAGAGCGUGGACAAUAACUUGUGCGAGGACGCCCGGCUGCCGACGCCCGUGACCAUUCAAAAGUGCGAGACGGAUGACUGUCCGCAGUGGUCGGUGACCGAAUGGAAACCGUGCGAGGAGUCCAAGUGUUUCACCUGGAAUACUGCGAUGCAGAGGCGAAACGUGUACUGUCAGAAUUCGGAUGGAGCCACUAUAUCGGACGAAGCGUGCCACGGGAUCGAAAAGCCGGUGAACCGGAAGGAAUGUUACAACGAUCAGUGCAAAGGCACUUGGAAAGUGGGCGAGUGGUCCGAGUGUUCGGCGUCGUGCGAAAAGGACGGGCUGAGGUACCGAAUAUUGCAGUGUGUCUGGUACGGCACCAAUAAGCCGGCCGGGACCGCCUGCCGCGACCAGCCCAGGCCACCGGUGAUGAAGACUUGCACAGGGCCGCAGUGCGCAACAAAAAACGAAUGCAUAGAUCACAGCAAACACAACUGCAAGAACAUAAAACAAAUGAACAUGUGUCACUUGCGUCAAUACCAAACACAGUGCUGUCUUUCGUGUUCAUAAACACAUCAUCCACUAGAGUCUUUAUUGUUACUAAGGCCUUCCUAGAUUUCUGCCAAUUGGUACGUAUCAAUCUUACAAUAUAAACUAUGAUCGUUAAAUAGAUCUGUAUAUGAUGCUAUAAUAUCAUGAGUUAAAAACUUAAAUAAUUGUUCAAUAUCACUUUAUGCGUGAUUUAUAAUCAUAUUAUUUUAAACGGGCAUUAUAGAUUUUCGUUGACCGUGGAUUUCGAUCAGUUUUGCCACCGCAUUCUUCAAUAAGUUCAAUAAUUCAAUCGUAAUAUUGAUUAUUUAACAAUAAAUGUAGUAUUAUUAUAAAUUAUGUUAUUUUGUUAUAAUAUAUUUGUUUACGAUUUAGGUUUAAAAUAAUAAAAGUUACACACUAAUAAAACGACGACUGAACAAAUAAAAAAAUCGGGAAUAUUCAGUAUUGUUUUGUGUAUGAUUUAAAUAUAGUAUAAUAUAAGUUGAUUACCUGUUAAAAAACCCUAUUAAAUGUAAAUUAAGUAGCAAGAUAAUAUACAUUCCACUCAAUAUAAUUCCACGUGAUAUGACAGACUAGACGUAUGGCCAUGUCGUAUAUUCUUCGUAUGUACGAGUGUCCCUCCCACCCAUAUAAAAAUUUAAAAAUACUUAUGUAGAAACCAUUUAAAAUAAUAUUAUUAUAUUUCCAUAUAAUCACAUUUGAUAUAACAACUAUGUUCUGCAUUCAUUGUCAUAUGCAACAAGGGUCACGUAUUCGAGUCAUAUUAUACCGCGUAUAAUAAGACUUUCGUUCUACUAAUAAUCGUUUGUUUUAUAAUAGAUAUCUAUGUAUUGUCCUAUGAAUUUUCACAGAUAAAUCUUAGAUUUCGUACGAAAAAACUCACGCCAGUGCACAUGUUGUUGGUAGAUUUUAAUAGACAGUCGAAAAAACGAUACAGAUCUCGGAGCGUAGGUAUAUGCGUCUGUGAUACGAUCACGACGAGUUUUGUUUUACACGAUCGGAAUUGUUAAUUUAUCAAUUUUUUGUGAUAUAUUGUGUAUUUGUGUGUGUGUGUUAUAGACUUUUAGUACCUACGCAAGACAGUUAAAAAGAAUAGUGUGUCGAUUGACGUGAAAGAGGGACAAAUUGUUUUUGUUUUUUUUUUUUUUUUUGACAAUCUGAUGUAAAUCCCGGUUAAUAUUGUUAUUACAUCUUGUGUAGUGCAAUCGAACGUUGUAAUUUGCGGCUAAACUGAUUUUGAUUUUUUCAACCUUUCGAGAUCGAUUGAACAAAAUAUUUUAUUGUUUUAGAUUUAUACCACUUUGUAUAUCACCUUUAAUUUUAUAAAGGUACUUUGAAUAAUAUUGGUAUUAUAAAUAUAAAAUAUUAUCCAUUCGCAUUAAGUAAUUUUAUUAUUUAUUGUACAACAAAUUCCUAAAUGCAUUCAUCGCAGUUGUAGUUGUAUUGCGCGGUGAACGUAACUGAAAAGUUGCGAUUUUUAGUGCUUACAAAGUUACAACACAUUUCGAAAAUUACAUAUUAUAUAGUAUCGUUUUUAUAAUUUAUAAUAUUAUUUUACAUUACCGUCAAAUUCUAUUGCCAUAUAUUGUGUUAGAUGAAACAAAUUGCAUUUUAUUUUUGCUAUGUCAAUUUAUUCCGUUCUAAAGCUGAACUCAAGGUUUUGCUUUAAAAAGCCUAAAGGACUAUUGUGGUUUUGGACACAUUCUUAUUACAUUAAAAUUUGAGGGGGAUUUCAAAAAUUUUAAGUUUUCCGUGUAAAGAAGUAUAUACCCGGACCACAGAGCAAUCGAUCGUUGCUUGGCAACACAAAUAUUAAUAAUUUAUAUUUAAAGUUGUUGAUCUAUACAGCAAUUAAUAGGUAUUCCUAGAGUCUAUCUAUCAUAAAUUAAAAUAUAAAAAAUUUUAUUAAAUAUUUUCAAAAUUACG